AUGUCACGGUGGACAGUGGUUUGCUUAGUAUUGGGGCUUGUUGCCUAUGCCCAAACUAAACCUUUAGUUGGUGGUGGCUCGGGAGGUGGUUUUGGUUUCGGGGGAGGUGGUGGUGGAGGAGGUUUUGGCGGAGGUGGGGGAGGUGGAGGUGGAGGAGGUGGAGGAGGUUUCGGCGGAGGUGGCGGUUAUGGUGGAGGUGGCGGCUUCGGUGGCGGAGGUGGUGGCUUCGGUGGAGGCGGAGGCAGGGGCUUUGGAGGAGGACACGGUGGUGGUCAUGGUGGCUUUGGAGGCGGACGAGGGUUCGGAGGGGGUUAUGGCGGUCAUCGUGGUUUUGGUGGGGGCUACGGCGGUGGUGGUAAAGGCUAUGGAGGUGGUGGCGGCGGCGGAUUUGGAGGCGGCGGCGGUUUUGGCGGUGGUGGCGGUGGGGGCGGAGGCGGUGGCGGCGGAUUCGGAGGUGGAGUAGGAGGUGGUCAUGGUGGAGGUUUAGGCGGCGGUAAUGGUGGUGGCUUAGGAGGUGGUCACGGAGGAGGCCUUGGUGGAGGAAACGGCGGUGGCAUAGGAGGUGGUCAUGGAGGAGGUCUUGGUGGAGGAAAUGGCGGUGGCAUAGGAGGUGGUCACGGAGAUGGAUUAGGUGGCGGAAAUGGCGGCGGCCAUGGUGGUGGUCUUGGAGGUGGUCACGGUGGCGGUCUUGGGGGCGGAAGCGGAGGUGGUCUUGGAGGUGGUCACGGUGGCGGUCUUGGGGGCGGAAACGGCGGUGGUCUUGGAGGUGGUCACGGUGGCGGUCUUGGGGGCGGAAACGGAGGUGGACUUGGAGGUGGAAUCGGUGGCGGCCAUGGAGGUGGUGGUGGGCUUGGAGGUGGCCUAGGUGGCGGACAUGGCGGAAACGGCGGACAUGGCGGUUACGGCGGACAUGGCGCUCACGCAAGCGCAAAAGCACACGCCGGUGGAUACGGGUAA
Molecule: messenger RNA, 957 nt
Organism: Pieris macdunnoughi
Lineage: Eukaryota; Metazoa; Arthropoda; Insecta; Lepidoptera; Pieridae
Source: the annotation of a GenBank genome assembly